Molecule: messenger RNA, 624 nt
Organism: Myiozetetes cayanensis
Lineage: Eukaryota; Metazoa; Chordata; Aves; Passeriformes; Tyrannidae
Gene: PTPRCAP
Product: protein tyrosine phosphatase receptor type C associated protein
Exons: 2
Coding region: 1-624 (207 amino acids)
Cellular component (GO): plasma membrane
Source: RefSeq, a predicted model, not a curated record
AUGGUGGGGUUGGGGUCUCUGGUGAAGGCUGUGAAUGCCGAGUUUGAGGGGGACCCCAGAGCUCUGGCUGGCUCGUGGUGGCACCCAGUGCUGCUGGCGCUGGCUGGGCCAGUGGCCGCCGGGGACCCCGCGGGGGCCCCCAGCGACCAGGCGGUGGGCACCCUGGUGGGAGUCCUGCUGUGCCUGGUGCUGGGGCUGGCGCUGGCCUGGCACCACCUAUGCCGCCUCUCGGCUGGCCAGUACCACCCACGGCCACUUGGGCGCCGGGCGCUGGCGCUCCUGCAGGGCUGGUGGCACCGGCUGCGGGCGCUGGGGGACCCUGCCGAGGCACCCGGGGACGCCGACACAGAGGUGGCUGUGAGGGAUGAGGAUGAGGAGCUGAUGCCAUGGAGCCUGGAGAGGAGGCCGGAGCAGCAGGAGGAGGAGGAGGAAGAGCAGGAGGCGGCGAAUGAAGAUGAGGACGAGCAGGAGGCCGAGGCGUCCCCAGCCCUGGAGGGCAGGGAGAGCCCUCCAUGUGGGAGGCGGGGGGCAGGGGGCAGCGCCGAGGCCUUGCUCAGUGACCUGCACUCCUUCUCGGGGACAGCGGCCUGGGAGGACGCGCGGCCAAACGUCACUGCCUUGUGA